Messenger RNA from Solea senegalensis (Senegalese sole), 3278 nucleotides. It is a transcript of the gene stat2, whose product is annotated as signal transducer and activator of transcription 2. Lineage: Eukaryota; Metazoa; Chordata; Actinopteri; Pleuronectiformes; Soleidae. The record is from RefSeq and is a predicted model, not a curated record. The transcript is spliced from 24 exons. Gene Ontology annotation, molecular function: DNA-binding transcription factor activity, RNA polymerase II-specific; RNA polymerase II cis-regulatory region sequence-specific DNA binding. The coding region runs from base 152 to 2524 and encodes 790 amino acids. Gene Ontology annotation, biological process: regulation of transcription by RNA polymerase II; type I interferon-mediated signaling pathway; defense response.
AGGAAAUAAUAUUAACACGCCUGUUCUCCUUUCGCUGUUUUGUUUUUCCGUCAUUGUCGUUUAGAUUGUCACGCGACUGUCGGGUGUUAGCAAUGUCCCUGUUGUAAAUGAGACGUUAGCCGAGGCCUGACAGCAUAACGUAAGACUCAGGAUGGCUCUGUGGGACAGAGUGAGGCAGCUACCUGCUGCUUACCAGCAACAGCUGGACGAGCUCUAUGACCGGGAUGCUUUACCUAUGGAUGUUCGGCACUACCUGUCUGUGUGGAUGGAGAACCAGGAGUGGGAGCGAGCAGCUCGGGAACAUGACUUGGCUGUGGUGCUGUUACAGGUCCUGCUGGAGAAUCUAGAUAUCCAGCACAGCCGCUUUGUUCAGGAGGAGUCAUUUCUAAUGCAGCACAACAUUAGGCGUUAUAAACAGAACUUUCAGAGAUACCUGGAAGACCCAUGUGACCUGGCGAGAACAAUCCUCUGGUUUUUGGAAAAGGAAAAAGAAAUCCUGCAAAGUGCUGAGCUGGCAGAACAGGUCCAGUUGUUGCAAGUAGAGCCUGAAAUCAUGGAGAUUAACAGCCAGCAGGACCUUGAACGUAAAAUGGCAGGCCUGAGGAAUGAAGUUCAGUGCAUGGAACAUACAAUGAUAUGUUUGGAGGAGCAGCAAGAUGAGUUUGAUUUUAAAUACCAAACCCACAUGAUGGAAGCUGUGGUAGAUGAGGCUGUGAAGAAAGCUCAAGUCCAAGUUCUUCAGUUACUUGUCAACAGACUGAAUAAUUCCAGAAAGAGCACACUGUCAGACCUGAAUAAGCUCCUGGACAGAGCAGAAGACCUGAUUGACAUAUUGGUGAAAAAGGAGCUGGUUGAAUGGCAGAGGAGGCUGCAGAAAGCCUGCAUUGGCGCUCCAGACGAUGUUUGCCUGGAUCAGUUAGAGAAGUGGUUUACGUGUGUGGCAGUGUGUUUGUUCCAAGUGCGGGAGUUUCUUAGUAAACUGGAGGAGCUGGUCGGAAAAGUGUCCUAUGAAGAUGACCCUGUAAAGGCCAAGAGACCUGCAUUGCAGAAGAGAGCAGACACCCUCUUGAGAGAUUUACUCAAAAGUUCCUUUGUGGUUGAGACUCAGCCAUCUAUGCCUCAGGGUAAAGGCUCCCUUGUUCUGCGUACAAAUAUCCAGUUCUCUGUCAAGGCCAGACUUCUUGUCAAGUUUCCUGAGCUGAACCACUUCAUGAAAGUAACUGUAUCCAUGGAGAGGGAGACUCAUCAGAUCAAAGGAUAUCGACGCUUUAAUGUCCUGGGAACCACGACCAAGGCCUUGAACAUGACAGAGAGUCAGAGUGGAGGCAUGGUGGCUGACUUCAGACAUCUGACUCUUAAGGAGCAGAAGUCUGGUGGCAGCAGCAAAGGAAUCAGUGAUAUUUCUCUCACCGUCACAGAGGAGCUGCACAUCAUUUGCUUUCACACUGUGUUUGAGCUUAAAGGCUUCUCAGUUGAGCUGCAGGCCUCCUCCCUCCCAGUUGUUAUCAUCUCCAACUCUAGCCAGCAGCAGAGUGCCUGGGCGUCUGUCCUCUGGUUCAAUAUGAUCAGUCAGGAUACAAAGGACAUCAUGUUCUUUGCCAACUGUCCUGCAGCCUCCUGGCCGCAGUUUGGAGAGAUGCUGAGCUGGCAGUUUCUCUCUGCCACUAAGCGUGGUCUGAAUGACGCUCAGCUGGAAAUGAUUGCCGUCAAACUAUUUGGAAAGCAGCUGAACUAUGACAACUGCAAAGUGGCCUGGUCAAAAUUCAGCAAAGAGAAUAGCCCUGACACUUUCUGGGUGUGGUUUGAUGGCAUCCUGGUGAUGGUGAAAACCUACCUUGAAGACCUGUGGAGGGACGGACUCAUCAUGGGCUUUGUGAGCAAAGGCAAAGAGAAGUCUCUUCUGAAGAGAAAACAAAGAGGAACUUUCCUGCUGCGCUUCAGUGAAAGUGUCAUUGGAGGAAUAACUUUCUCUUGGGUAGAAACAACUGAAAAUGGUCAGCCAGAUGUAAAGACAGUCCAGCCUUUCACCAAAGUUGACCUAAUCCAGAUUCCCUUCCAUGAAAUUAUUAGGAAUUUCCAGAUUUUAGAAGCUGAUAAUAUCCCAGAAAAUCCUCUGCUGUAUCUAUAUCCAAACACCCCUAAAGACAAUGCUUUUGGGAAAUACUACUCUGACAGGACCGGAGAUGAUAGUCCUUACAUCAAGUACAUCAAAACCAAACUAAUGUUUGUUUCAAAGGAGAACACACUGGAGGCUAGGCCAUCCAUGUCCUCUGAUAUGGCACUGGGCGAUUGCCUGGAGCCAGUCAAUGGCCUGUGUGAAGAGGCAGCUGAACAAAACGGCGAACCUCAACUCCCGGAUUGUGUUGUGGAACCCCAUCAAUUUGAUCCUAGGUUGUCUGAUGCUGCCCCACCGGAGGAUUUACUGAUGUAUCUCAACAACCCAAACCUCUUGGAAGACUCUAACAUCUUUGAAGAUGAAAUGGGUGAUUUCAGUCUUCAAGAAUUGAUUGGUCUGAACUCAUAACCCUGUGGAAGCAUUUCCAACAGAAGCAUCUGUAUUAUACUUGUACCACUCACUGUCCACUUCACUCUCAACAACUGUGCUCACAUCAUAACAUCUGUCACAGCUCUGCAGUGUGCAUUGUGACGCUUAACAGAAUAAUUUGCUUCAAACACAACACAAACGGCCCCUUUCACAAUCCUGUAGUGAAUAUUUAAAAACAGCUCUAACCUUUAUAAUUUAUUUUUAUAGUGUUAAUUUUUUUUUUUUAAUGAUUCUGUGACUAUUUGAAGACCAAAAUAAAUAUAUGAAUGAGUUGGAGUCAUUCACUCCCAAUAGUUUACCAGGUAUCAGAUAAAAGAUCACUUACACAAUAGAUAUUGAUGAGGAAUUAUAAAAAAAGGUUUGAAGGUGCUUGUGGUUUAAAUGUCCCAAAAACAGCUUGUUGUAAAACUACAAAACCAUGUUAAUUCCUCAUUAACAUGCUCAUUUAACCGGAAUUCAAGUUUUUUGUAUUGAAAUGACCAGUUAAUGUACUGUUAUUCACUUGAACACGGCAAAUUACCAUAAGAAAUUGUACAUUGCAAAGUAGAAUUUAUUUCAUACGUGAACAAGCAAGUAACAAUGUAAAACAUGCCAACAAUCAUCCAAAACAUCCAGUCCUAGAGUCUAAUGUACAUAUAAAAGGCUUUUUGUAAGGUUUAAAGCAAUGAUUCACUUAUGCAAACAUACUUACGUGUAAUAUUCAAUUUUUAUCAAUAAACCCUCCUAAAUGUGA